UAAAAAAUCGGAAUUAGAGUGGUAAAUUCGUACGUGUGCGUGGCUAUUUGCUUGAGUGCAACAGCAGAACAACGGCCAAAUGGUGAAUAUAGCGGACAGCGGUGGUAAACAUGCCCCACAAGAAAUGGAACAAUUCCUGCCUGGCGAUGGCACUACCAAAUACAAAAUCCAACCGCGUAAAGAUGUUGAACAGGCGCUGCCGUCUCCAGACUUCGAUCCUUUCGCAGAACGCAAGGUGGAGCAUCCUACAACUGAUAACGAAACGCUCACGCAUCUGCUGAAGGCUUCUUUGGGUACUGGCAUCCUGUCUAUGCCCAUCGCCUUUAUGUACUCAGGCAUUGUGCUUGGAAUUUUUGCCACUAUCUUCACAGCUUUCAUUUGCACACACUGCAGUUAUGUACUUGUGAAAUGCGCACACAAACUCUACUAUAAAUCGCGUCGCACGCAGAUGAGUUUCGCUGAAGUUGCUGAGGUGUCUUUCCAAAAUGGGCCAAAAUGGGCACGCGGGUUUGCACCAGUUGCCAAAUUUUCCAUACUUUUCGGACUCUUCCUGACCUACUUCGGAACCUGUUCGGUGUAUACAGUUAUUGUAGCAAAGAAUUUCGAACAGGUAAAUGCAAUGAGUUUACACUUGUGUUAAAAAAAAAACUUGAGU
This is a messenger RNA of Rhagoletis pomonella (apple maggot), 655 nucleotides long. Its product is annotated as proton-coupled amino acid transporter-like protein pathetic. The record is from RefSeq and is a predicted model, not a curated record. Gene Ontology annotation, biological process: amino acid transmembrane transport. Bases 80 to 640 code for a protein of 186 amino acids. Gene Ontology annotation, cellular component: vacuolar membrane. The transcript is spliced from 5 exons. Gene Ontology annotation, molecular function: amino acid transmembrane transporter activity. Lineage: Eukaryota; Metazoa; Arthropoda; Insecta; Diptera; Tephritidae.